AUGCGCGCAGUGUUCGCGGCGCUGGACGCGGACGGCGACGGGGUGAUCUCCGCGGACGACCUCCGCGCGUACUCAGCCCAGCGCGGGCUCCCCGCGGGGUACGCGCUGGAGUUCGUGAGCCGCGCGCAGCAUGGGCGGAGGGGCGCGGAGGAGCAUUUAUACGGGGAGUGGCGGACGGAUCCGCAGGGUUUGCGCAACGGCUUGUCCGGUGGCGGAUGGAACGGCGCGGGGUCCGCGGCGGGGGGGCUUCAGGCAGGCGGAAUGGCGGGAGCUGGCAUCGGCGGAAUGCCGAUUUUGGGAGGGGGGGAAGGAGUGGCGUCAUGCGGACAGGCAGGGUCAGGCGGAGCGAGCGGAACGGGCGGAACGAGGGGAGGCAAUGUGGCGCUGUGCCUCGCGUCAGCGGGGUUUGCGGCGUCGUCCUCCCAGGCGCUCCCGCCGUUGGACCUUCCGGCGCUGCUCUCCUCUGCGGCGCAGCAGCUUCAGCGCGGGCUGGGCUCGGCGCGCUUGCACCUCAGCAGCCUCAGCAGCGGCGGAAACGGCGGAAUCGGCGGAAGCAGCGGAAUCAGCGGAAGCGGCGGCGGCUGCGGCGGCGGAAUCGGCGGCGGCGGCGGAGUGUCGUAUGCAGCAUUCGAGGAGUUCGUGGAUGCGAGGGACAGGGUCCUGUGGGACUCGUUUAGAUGCAUGGACAGUAACGGGGAUGGCCGCGUGUCGCAAGCGGACCUGGAGCGCAGCAUGAGGGACCUCGCGUCCCGUUGCAACCACGCUGCUUCUGCCAACCCCAUCAGCACUGCCGGUAACACUGCCAACGUCACCACCACCACUACCAACCUAACUGCUGGCAGCUGUACUCAAUCCAGCAGCAGCACUCAGACCAGCAGCAGCAGUACUCAUAGCAGCAGCAGCAGCAGCAGCAGCAGCAGCAGCAGCAGCAGCAUCCGCGCAAUGGGGUUGGGACAGCCGUGCACUGUGGAUUCAGUUGGGAGGACUUGUAGCGGGAAGAUGGUGAGAGCGGUGCAGCAGCAGCCUGUUCCGCAGCAGCAGCAGCAGCAGCAGCAACAGCAGCAGGAGAAGGCAGUUCUGCAGCAGGUUAGGCAGCAGGCGCGCAGAGGCGCUGCUGCCGGGGAUCCCUUGUCUCAAUCCGUAUCAUUCGAGGAGUUUCGGGACUACUUCACUCUUCUCCCCACGUCCAACCAUCUAUUCGACUAUUGGAUCUCAGCCUCCUGCCCGCUCGCCUGCCACGCUCCCUCCGCACCACAACCCUUCAAAGCGCGACAAGCACUUGAGGGGGCUUCAGCAGUAGUAGGCACGGCUGCCACAGCUGCCACUGCGGGAAAUGUGUUUAAAAGGAAGGUUCCACGAAGGGGGUCUUUGAGGAGAACUAGCAGCGGCAAUAGCAGUAGCAGCAGCAGCAAGGGUGCCAGCACAGGCGGCAGCAACGGCGGCGGCGGUGGCAGCAGGAGAAGUAAAGGGGCGGGCGGCGUGUGGCGGCAUCUAGUGGCGGGCGGCAUGGCAGGAGCUACCUCCCGCACCGUGACAGCCCCUCUGGAAACUCUCCGCCUGCGCAUGAUGGUUUCGUCCGAACAUGGGCUGCUGCAAACAUGCUCUCAAGUGUGGAGCGAGGCGGGCUGGAGAGCCUUUUUCCGCGGCAACAUGGUGAACGUGGUGCGCUCCGCCCCUCAGAAAGCAAUAGACUUCUUUGCAUUCGAGGCCUUCAAGCAAGCAAUUGCCACCGUCUUCCCCACGGGCCCUGCGGGACUUCAGGUGGUGACAGCGGGUGCUUUAGCAGGUGCCACGUCCACCCUGGCGCUCUACCCUCUCGACGUGGUCAGGAGCCGCCUCACUGUUGCCGCCCGCUCCCAGUACACAGGCAUUACUCACGCCCUCACAACCAUAGCCAGGACAGAAGGCGUCCCUGCGUUGUAUAGACGCCUGGGAGCCUCCCUCCUCUCCAUCCUACCAGAGGCCGCCAUCACAUAUGGCUGCUUCGACCUGCUCAAGACCGCUCUGCACCGCUCCACCGGCCGCACCGUGGGAGUGCUGCCCGCCCUGGCCUGUGGCAUGGUGCUGUUUGUCACACCCACUCACUCUCUCUUUCUCCGUUCUCCCAUCCCCCCUCCACCCCACUUCCACCCUUCGCUCCCACAGUACAAAGGCAUUGGCCAUGCCCUCACCACGAUAGCAAAGACAGAAGGCGUCCCAGCACUCUACCGAGGCCUGGGCGCGUCCCUCCUCUCCAUCCUACCAGAGGCCGCCAUCACAUACGGCUGCUUUGACCUGCUCAAGACCGCUCUGCACCGCUCUACUGGUCGCACCGUUGGCGUGCUGCCCGCCCUGGCCUGCGGUGUCGCCUCCGCUUUCACCGGCCAGCUUGUCGCAUACCCUCUCGAGCUCGUUGCCAGACGCCUGCAGGUCUCUGCCGGUGCUUCUGGUGCAGUUGCAGCAGGGGCGACGAAGCAGAAUCUGGUUACCGUUACCAAGGCGAUUCUGGCGGAACGGGGGGUGGCUGGGUUGUACCAGGGUAUUGUGCCGGCCUCCCUCAAGGUCAUUCCCAUGGCGAUUGUGAGCUUUGGAGUGUAUGAAUCGGUGAAGUUUGCUCUGGUGCAGUUAGCUGAGCAGGAGGAGGGGUGGAGGGAGGAGAGGGAGAGGAGGCGGGAGGAGGAGGAGGGGAGGAGGAGGGUUGUGUGGGCGGCAGAGGGGGAGCGCACUGCUGGUGGUGUGAUGGUGGUGUGGAUGCUCCGAUGGGUGUAA
Molecule: messenger RNA, 2748 nt
Organism: Closterium sp. Naga37s-1
Lineage: Eukaryota; Viridiplantae; Streptophyta; Zygnematophyceae; Desmidiales; Closteriaceae
Source: the annotation of a GenBank genome assembly